Molecule: messenger RNA, 1539 nt
Organism: Acanthisitta chloris (rifleman)
Lineage: Eukaryota; Metazoa; Chordata; Aves; Passeriformes; Acanthisittidae
Gene: ZC2HC1C
Product: zinc finger, C2HC-type containing 1C
Exons: 3
Coding region: 1-1539 (512 amino acids)
Source: RefSeq, a predicted model, not a curated record
AUGGAUUUUUUGUCACCGGUGGCUCCUGUGGUGUCAGCUCCUAAGCUUGCUCCCAGUUCCCUACUGAAAAACCAGAAGGACAACUUUCAACAUGGACUCAGCCAUAACAAAGAGGAAAGUUUAAAGGAUCUCUAUGCCCAAAAGAGCCAAAGGCAUUCUCUUUCUGCAGAAAGAAGUCAAUACAACCCCAAGCAUGGAGCCCUCUGUUCAGCUGGGCUGCAGAGCAAGUAUCUCACCAUCCAGUCCUGUACUCUGUCAGCUAAAUCAGUAGACAGACAGAAAGGAGUGGAUCAUGCACAUGCCCUGAAACCAAUUUCUCACCACAACAGUGCAAGUGUUCCAGUGGCCAAGACAGCCCAGCUCGGAAGCUCCCCAUAUAAGCAGGAAGCUCCAAAUAGUAGAUCAAGCUCAGUAAGCAAAGGGAAGGCUCCAGCAGGGGAGUCUCAGUUACCUUGGACAGUAGAUCCCGAGCCAUCAGCCCCUCAUCCAUACAGAAGAGAGCUGGCCUACAUCCUAGAGUUGGAAGCAGAUGGAAGGAAACUAGAAGAGGCAAUUCAAGAGAUAAAGGUCAUUCUUGCAGAGAAGCUGAGGAGAACAACAGAGACUCUAAGGAGGAUUCAAAGAGAGGAGUUUAUCAAGACAGAGGAGAGAAGAGACAGAGAAGCAGAAAGGACCCAUGAGCCAAAGGCCACAAGGCACUCUGAAGAGAAAACCUUCAGAGUUGCAGUCAGGCCAGGUGAUAGUGUCUUAGGUGGGGCACAACCUGCAGAGGCCACUGUUCCCAAGCAUGACACCACCCUCCACCCCCAAGUGCGGGACACGGAGAAACUCAAGAAAGAACGGCUGGCAGCCAGCAACUGCAAAAUGAAAGACAACAUGGAGAGUUUAGCUUAUUGUUCAAAGACGACCCCAAAACACAGCCCUUCUCCCCCUGCCCUCUCAAGCCAAGACUCUGGUGACCCCCUGUCUUCAGAGGUGCCUCAUGAGCAGGCUGACAGUGCAGUGGAGCAGGAGGAGCUCAGACAGUGCAGCUUCUGCCAACGUAAGUUUCUCUGGACCAGGCUUGAGAAGCACAUGAGUAUCUGUGGCAAGAACCAAGGCUCCAAGAGGAAAGUGUUUGACUCCAACAAGGCAAGAGCUAGAGGAACAGAACUGGAAGAGUAUCUAAAGCAGAAGAGCUCAAGGACUUCUCAGAGUAAGACACCACCCAGAAGAAACACCUGGAAACAGAAGCACGAGGCUCUCAUUCAGAUCAUGCGCCACGCACGCCAGCUGCAGCAAGUGCUCGCCAGCGGAGGGAAGGCAUCUGACCUGCCCCCGUUGUCUCCCAUCAAAAACCCAGACUAUGUUCCCUGCCCUCAUUGUGGACGCCAGUUUGCUCCCCGACCAGCUGAGAGACAUAUUCCCAAAUGCAAAACCAUAAAGAGCAGGCCACCACCUCCAGCGCUGCUGAGGCAGCGCCCAACUCUGGCUGGUGUGAAAACCGUGGUCUGUAACAGGCACAACCUGGAUAGCGUGAACCCUAUAAGGCACAUAUGA